AUGGAGUCGCUUAGUAGAGCUGGGCAGGAGAUGAGCCUGGCGGCCCUGAAGCAACACGACCCCUAUAUCACCAGCAUCGCAGACCUCACGGGCCAGGUCGCUCUGUACACCUUCUGCCCCAAGGCAAACCAGUGGGAGAAGACUGAUAUAGAAGGGACCUUAUUUGUAUAUAGAAGGUCAGCUUCACCUUACCAUGGUUUUACUAUUGUGAAUCGACUGAAUAUGCACAAUCUAGUUGAACCAGUGAAUAAAGAUUUGGAGUUUCAGCUCCAUGAACCAUUUCUUCUGUAUAGAAAUGCAAGCCUGUCAAUAUACAGUAUCUGGUUUUAUGACAAGAAUGACUGUCACCGCAUAGCAAAACUCAUGGCUGAAGUCAUUCAAACUUUUUUCAUGGGAUAUAUUUUUUCUUUUAAUUUUUUUAAGAAUCAGAUGGGUGACUCAAAUAUCUCCAGCCCUGGGUUACAGCCAAGCACUCAGCUCUCCAAUCUGGGAAGCACAGAGACUCUAGAAGAGAUGCCCUCCGGGUCACAAGAUAAGUCUGCUCCAUCUGGACACAAACAUCUGACAGUGGAAGAGCUAUUUGGAACCUCUUUGCCAAAGGAACAGCCUGCAGUCAUGGGUCUGGAUUCAGAAGAAGUGGAGAAGCUGCCAGUAGAUGCCUCCCAGAAAGAUCCCAGCUCAUUCCUACCAUUCACCUUUGAUCAAUCAGGAGGAGUCCCGCAGUCAGAAAACCUAGGUGUUCAUUCUGCUGCCCACCACUCAGUCCAACCCGAAGUCACCACCCCACUGCUAAUCACCCCAGCCUCUAUCACACAGUCUAGUGAGAAGCAUGCCCCAAGCUACACAAUCCCAUUGAGCCCUGUUCUCAGUCCCACUCUACCAGCUGAAGCUCCUACUGCACAGGUUCCCCCCAGUUUACCUCGAAACAGCACCAUGAUGCAGGCAGUGAAGACCACACCUAGACAGAGGUCUCCACUCCUGAAUCAGCCAGUCCCUGAGCUAAGCCACACCAGUCUGAUUGCCAGCCAGAGCCCCUUCAGGGCCCCAUUGAGUGUGACGAAUACAGCUGGCACAUCCCUCCCAAGUGUUGAUCUUCUCCAGAAACUCAGGUUGACCCCACAGCAUGACCAAAUACAGACGCAGCCACUUGGGAAAGGUGCAAUGGCACCCAGCUUUUCUCCAGCAUCCAGCCAACUGGCCACACCUGAGAGCUUCAUAGAGCCUCCCUCCAAGACAGCAGCAGCAAGAGCAGCACCCUCAGCCUCCCUCAGCAACAUGGUGCUCGCUCCCCUCCAGUCUAUGCAGCAAAACCAGGAUCCUGAAGUAUUUGCCCAGCCUAAGGUGUUAUCCAGUGCCAUCCCGGUUGCAGGCCCCCCACUGGUUACUGCAACAACCACAGCAGUGUCUUCAGUCCUUCUGUCCCCAAGUGUUUUCCAGCAGGCAGUUACAAGGUCCACAGACCUUGAGAGGAAAGCAAGCUCCCCUUCUCCUCUAACUGUUGGAACACCAGAAAAUCAAAGAAAGCCUUCCAUUGUUCUCAGCAAGUCUCAGCUCCAGGAUACAUUAAUACAUCUAAUAAAGAAUGAUUCCAGCUUCCUUAGUACACUUCAUGAAGUCUACUUGCAGGUUCUGACCAAGAACAAAGACAACCACACCUUAUGACUGGAGUGGAAUAAAUCUGAAGGCAGGUUGUCAACCUGUGAAGAAAAUAUGCCUCAUCAUGGAAACUUCUAAACAAAACGUUGAGUUUUGAGAAUCCUGAAAUUGAGCCUAUGAGAAAGGGACUCAUUUCCUUAAGAAUGUUUUCCAAGUGGCAUUCUCAGUGAUAAUCAAGGUUUCACUGUGAAGCAUCACCAGCAGACCUUUGUUUUGACAAAAAAAAAAUCAUCUUAUUAAGUUAUGUGGGUGUUUUCAUCAGCUAUAAAUGAAUGUGUGAAA
Galeopterus variegatus (Sunda flying lemur) is the source of this 1938-nucleotide messenger RNA. It is a transcript of the gene DCP1A, whose product is annotated as decapping mRNA 1A. The transcript has 10 exons. Gene Ontology annotation, molecular function: mRNA binding; enzyme activator activity. Gene Ontology annotation, cellular component: P-body. The record is from RefSeq and is a predicted model, not a curated record. NCBI's taxonomy places the organism in Eukaryota, Metazoa, Chordata, Mammalia, Dermoptera, Cynocephalidae. The coding region runs from base 1 to 1662 and encodes 553 amino acids. Gene Ontology annotation, biological process: deadenylation-independent decapping of nuclear-transcribed mRNA; deadenylation-dependent decapping of nuclear-transcribed mRNA; positive regulation of catalytic activity.